Strigops habroptila (Kakapo) is the source of this 1616-nucleotide messenger RNA. RefSeq names its product WD repeat domain 55 (gene WDR55). The transcript is spliced from 8 exons. Gene Ontology annotation, molecular function: protein binding. The coding region runs from base 19 to 1140 and encodes 373 amino acids. Lineage: Eukaryota; Metazoa; Chordata; Aves; Psittaciformes; Psittacidae. The record is from RefSeq and is a predicted model, not a curated record.
CGCCCACCCCCGGCCGCCAUGGCGGCGCCGGCAGAGGACAGCGCGGAGCCCGCGGGGCAGGAGCCGCGGCUGCGGGACACCCCCGAGGACAUCUGCUUCGAGGCGACCGCCAACGCCAUCGCCCUGCACCCGGCCCGGCCCCUGCUGGCGGCGGGGGACGUGGACGGCGACGUGUACCUGUACUCGUACUCCUGCACCGAGGGGGAGAACCGGCAGCUCUGGUCCUCGGGGCAUCACCUCAAGUCGUGCCGGGACGUGGCCUUCUCCCAGGACGGGCAGAAGCUUUUCACCGUGUCCAAGGACAAGGCCAUCCACAUCCUGACGGUGGAGGAGGGACGGCUGGAAACGCGCUUCCCCAAGGCACACAGCUCGCCCCUCAACUGCGUGCUGCCCAUCGAUGCCAACGUCUUUGCCACGGGCGAUGACAACGGGGCACUGAAGGUGUGGGACCUGCGCAAGGGGGAUGCGAUCUUGGAGGCCCGUCAGCAGGAGGAGUACAUCAGCGCCAUGGCUGUGGAUGGUAAUGGGAAGCUCCUGCUGACUGCCAGUGGUGACGGCACCCUGGGUGUCUUCAAUGUGAAGAGGCGUCGCUUUGAGCUGCUCUCAGAGCCACAGAACGGGGACCUGACGUCUGUCGCAUUGCUGAAGAGGGGGAGGAAGGUGGCGUGUGGCUCCAGCGAAGGCACCAUUUACCUCUUCAACUGGGACGGCUUCGGGGCUGCCAGCGACCGCUUCGCUCUGAGGGCCGAGUCCAUUGACUGCAUGGUCCCCAUCACAGACAGCAUCGUGUGCGUGGGGUCCCUGGACGGAGUCAUCAGGGCAGUGAACAUCCUGCCCAACCGUGUGCUGGGCUGCGUGGGGCAGCACCUCGGGGAGCCCAUCGAGCAGCUGGCGCUGGCACCGGGCGGGCAGCUCCUGGCCAGCUGCGCCCACGACCAGAAGGUGAAGUUUUGGGACGUGUCGGCGCUGGCGGGGCUGGUGGUGGACGACUACCGCAAGAAGAAGAAGAAGGGGGGGCCACUGCGGGCGCUCAGCGGGAAGGCGCUGGGCAGCGGGGAGGAUUUCUUCGCUGACCUGCGGGAUGAGCCUGAGCCAGAAGCGGCGGCCGGGAGCGACAGUGACAGCGAUGGCGGGGACUGAGGGGACGGGAGCGGAGGGUAAUGACUGAAGGUCCUUGGAAUGGGGGGGUCCAGGGAUGUGGGAAUGUGGCUAAGGGUCCCUGGUGGAAGGGUUUGGGGGUUCAUGAGUGAGGAUCCCUGGUGGAUGGAGGGGCUGGGUCUGAGAUGGGGGGGGGGGGGGGGGGGGGGGAACGGAUGGGGGUCUCUAGGGGGGAUCCAGCCCUGAGAAGGGAGUGGGGGGUGAGUAUAGGGAAGUUGGGGUUUGCUGGUGUAUUUGGGGGUCCUGGGAUGGGGGAGGAGGCAGGGCAUUGCUCAGGGGGCUGCGGGAUGAUGGGGUCCUGGGGUGCCUGGCCGAACGGGUCCAUCCCUUCCCCGAGGCCCUGCCUGGCCCUGGGGUGCCUGCAGUACUGUGCAAGGAGGUUAGUGUUAAUUACCUUUUGUUAAUUAAUUAACUUAUAGAUCAGCUCUAUUACAAAUAAACCCAGUGCCUUUCAGUUC